Molecule: messenger RNA, 1274 nt
Organism: Thlaspi arvense
Lineage: Eukaryota; Viridiplantae; Streptophyta; Magnoliopsida; Brassicales; Brassicaceae
Source: the annotation of a GenBank genome assembly
CGGCAUAUCCCACUUUUAUCACAGCUCUGCUUUUUUUUUUUUUUUCCCAUUAGAAAUUAGGGCUUCGGAAGAAGAAGAAGAGCAAACGUCUCUCCGUUUCGAUUCUUCGCUCAUCUUGAUUUACUUCUUCGUUUUUUCAGCGGGAGGAGAUGGCUUCAUUGUUCAAGGAGCAAGCAAAGCUCUCGGCUUAUCGAGAUAGAAGAUUCUCAGGAACACAAGAGGAGUUCGACGAGGCUCUAAGGACGUCUUCUACUGUUUACAUUGGGAAUGUCUCUUUCUACACAACUGAAGAACAGAUUUACGAGCUUUUCACCAGAGCAGGGGAGAUCAAAAAGAUCAUCAUGGGAUUGGAUAAGAACACUAAAACGCCCUGUGGUUUCUGUUUCGUCCUGUUCUACUCGAGAGAGGACACAGAGGAUGCAGUGAAAUAUAUAAGCGGGACGAUUCUUGAUGACAGGCCUAUUCGUGUGGAUUUUGACUGGGGAUUUCAAGAAGGAAGACAAUGGGGACGUGGUAGAAGCGGUGGCCAGGUUCGAGAUGAGUACCGUACUGAUUACGAUCCUGAUAUCCUUUUCAAUCCGCUUUUGUUUGUGCUUAAUAGUUCUUGUUUUUGCCUGCUUGCUAUAGACCUAAUCCAAUUAGGUGGUUAUGGAAAAUUAGUCCAGAAGGAACUCGAAGCACAAAGGCAGCUCGUAGAUUACGGUACUGGCUCUUUGGGAGCUUAUCCUCAAGCUGCGCCAUCGAAUUAUGGAAGUGGAAGACGUGGUGGUGGAGGAGGAAGCUAUGGCCAAGGGGGAUCAAAUCGCCAUGGAAGAGGAGGAGGAGGAGAUUACCAUCGGAAACGGCAAAGAGACGAUGAUCGGAAUGGACGGGAUAACUCAAGAAGAAACACAGAUCAUGAGACUAGGAAAGACACUGAUCAUGACAUGAGACCGGAGAAGAACCCACGAUUCCGCGAGAGUGGUGACUCAGACGAUGAUGGAGAAGAUGAUCGGAAGAGAAGAUCUUAAAAAAAAAAAAACAAAUGUUUAGAAGUUGCAAAGGUUGUUGAAGGAUCAAUGUAAUCUUUAGAUUUAUGUGUCCUGAACUCAAAUUUGGGUUUUGCAGAUUUUCAUUACAACCUUUAUAAGUUUGGUUUCACUCGAUAUGAUGUCACCAUGUACCUUUUGUCUCCUUGAUCAACGGAAAAUUAUCAUUGCUACACUUUUAGGCCGAAGAGCCCAUGUUAAUGUCCGAACCAUAUUUUGUCUUCGAAAUAUCGGGCUUCAAGUCCA